AUGGAUCCUCUCUACGCUAACUCUACCGGGUUUGUCCACUCUCCCGGUUUUGUUAACCUCUCAUCUUCACAGAACACACAAACAAUAGACGUAGAGUCUUCUCAGUUCCCUAGCUUUAGUAGUCAGAGCUCUGUAGGUCCUAAGCCACUGGAAAGGCGGAAGUGGACGGCAAAAGAAGACUUGGUGCUGAUCAGUGCUUGGUUGAACACCAGCAAGGAUCCGAUUGUCGGUAAUGACCAGAAGGCAGGGGCAUUUUGGAAGAGAAUAGAGGUCUACGUUAACGCCAGCCCUCAGCUCAAUGGCUGUCCUCCUAGAGAGUCUAGUCAGUGUAAGCAGAGGUGGGGGAGAGUGAACGACUCGGUGGGGAAGUUUGUAGGAUCCUUUGAGGCCGCUUUGAAGAACCAAGCUAGUGGCCAAAACGAGAAUGAUGUAAUGAAGGUUGCGCAUGAAAUCUUCACUAAUGACCAUGGGGCAUUCCUUAAACUUGAUUGUGGCUUUAAAAAUUGA
Brassica oleracea var. oleracea is the source of this 507-nucleotide messenger RNA. Its product is annotated as glutathione S-transferase T3-like. Lineage: Eukaryota; Viridiplantae; Streptophyta; Magnoliopsida; Brassicales; Brassicaceae. Bases 1 to 507 code for a protein of 168 amino acids. The record is from RefSeq and is a predicted model, not a curated record. The transcript has a single exon.